AUGAAAUUUGUUCUGGUCCUCGCUGCCCUUGUGGCCGUUUCUGUAGCUGCCCCCCAAGGAUCGGUACCCACGCCAAUCCCAGUGCUCCAAUUCGACGAAAACCGCGACGAAAGCGGACAAUUUUCGUUGACCUACCGAACUGGAAAUGGAAUCCUCGUAACACGUCAGGGAUCAUUGAAGCCGACUCCUGACGGAAAGGACCACGUUCUGAUCCAAUCCGGAUCCCAAACUUACACUUCCCCCGAUGGAAAAAAGAUCACAGAGACCUGGUCUGCAGAUGAAGAUGGAUACAAAGCCGAGGGUGACCAUAUCCCCGUACCCCCGAGCCCUCUUGCCUAA
This is a messenger RNA of Diprion similis, 339 nucleotides long. Its product is annotated as larval cuticle protein 1-like. The record is from RefSeq and is a predicted model, not a curated record. The transcript has 3 exons. Gene Ontology annotation, cellular component: chitin-based extracellular matrix. The coding region runs from base 1 to 339 and encodes 112 amino acids. Gene Ontology annotation, molecular function: structural constituent of chitin-based larval cuticle. Lineage: Eukaryota; Metazoa; Arthropoda; Insecta; Hymenoptera; Diprionidae.